Messenger RNA from Dromaius novaehollandiae (emu), 774 nucleotides. RefSeq names its product olfactory receptor 14A16-like. The record is from RefSeq and is a predicted model, not a curated record. The transcript is spliced from 3 exons. Gene Ontology annotation, biological process: G protein-coupled receptor signaling pathway. Gene Ontology annotation, molecular function: olfactory receptor activity; odorant binding. Gene Ontology annotation, cellular component: membrane. Lineage: Eukaryota; Metazoa; Chordata; Aves; Casuariiformes; Dromaiidae. The annotation marks the transcript as partial.
CUGCACUACGGGACCAUCAUGGGCAGCAGAGCUUGUGUCAAAAUGGCAGCAGCUGCCUGGGCCAGUGGGUUUCUCAAUGCUCUCCUGCACACUGCUAACACAUUUUCAAUACCACUCUGCCAAGACAACACAGUGGACCAGUUCUUCUGUGAGAUUCCCCAGAUCCUCAAGCUCUCCUGCUCAGACGCCUACCUCAGAGAAGUGGGGCUUCUUGUGGUUAGUGUUUUUUUAGUCUUUGUGUGUUUUGUUUUCAUUGUGGUGUCCUAUGUGCAGAUCUUCACAGUCGUGCUGAGGAUCCCCUCUGAGCAGGGCCGGCACAAAGCCUUUUCCAUGUGCCUCCCACACCUGGCCGUGGUCUCCUUGUUUCUCAGCACUGUCAUGUUUGCCUACCUGAAGCCCCCCUCUCUCUCCUCCCCAGCUCUGGAUCUGGUGGUGUCUGUUCUGUACUCGGUGGUGCCUCCAAUGAGCCUGCAUGGGGAAGUGAACGUGCAGGUUGGCUGUCACUGCAGUGACCGUGAGAUGGUGGAAAGGGUGAUCAGGGAGGUUCCUGAUGACUGGGAAAAGGCAGACAUCACACCCAUUUUCAGGAAGGGCAAGAGGGAGGGUCUGGGGAACAACAGGCUGGUCAGCUUCACCUCUGACCCUGGCAAGGUGAUGGAGCAAAUCCUCCUGGAAACCAUCUCCAAGCAUAUGAAGGAGAAGGGUUGGAAGAGGCAGCAUGGGUUGAGCAAGAGGAAAUGGAAACCAUGCUUGACCAACCUGGCUGCCUUCUAG